AUGCCCAACGCGGCCCUGCUGCUGCUGGCGCGGGAGGUGGGCGGGGCGCCGCGCUGCACGCCGGCCGACGGCACACCCACCGGCGCGCGGCUGCAGCGCUGGGCAGAGGCCAGUCUGACGGCCCACUGCAGCGCCAGCUAUGCCUCCUUCCAGCCACCGCCCCGCUCCACCAUAGCGCUCUCAUACAACUGCGACGGCACGCUGCUGGCAUCCACGCAUGGUGACCACACCGUCAAGCUGAGCUCCUGCUCCAGCGGCAAGCUGGUGCGCGUGCUGUCAGGGCACCGCCGCACGCCCUGGGUGGUGCGCUUCCACCCCCGCAAGCCAAACCUGCUGGCCUCGGGGUCGCUCGACCACGAAGUGCGGCUGUGGGACGCAGACACGGGGCAGUGCAUUGCGCGGCACACGUUUGGCAAGCCCAUCGCCUCGCUGGCCUUCCACGUCAGCGCCGAUGUGCUGGCCAUCGGCUGCGGGCACAAGCUGUACAUGUGGGAGUACGCGGCGCAGGGCAAGCUGCCCGUCAUCGUGCUCAAGACGCGGCGGUCGAUGCGAGCGGUGCACUUCCACCCCCAGGGCCUGCCCAUUGUGCUGACGGCCGAGGUUCAGGACCCCUCUCCCACGCCAGAGCUGCCCGCCACGCUCACCGAGAGCGGGCCGUACAUGCAGGAGGAGGUGGAGGAGGAGGCGGCAGCCGGCGCGGCGCCUAUGGAGGCCGAGCCUGCGGCGGCGGCAGCGGCAGCAUCGGCGGAGGCCAUGACGCCCCCAGGCUCGGGCGAGGUGCCUAUCCCCUCGCCGCAGCUGCUGGGGGGCGUCGCAGCCACCACGCUGCCGCGGGCGCACCCCUCUGCGGCGGGCGUGUAUGUGGCGACCGCCGCCGGGCCUGUGCCCGUGGGCCAGUUUGCGGCGUCCGCAGCGGCAGCCAUCCAGCCCAACCAGCCCUUGCGGAUCCCGGAUCUGCCGGCGGCGGCGCUGGCGCUGAGCGGCCCGCUGCACCACCUGCACCUGCGGUCUGGCGCGGCCAGCCCACCGCCGCAGCAGGCAGAUGCAGCAGCAGCAGCAGGGCCUCGCGGCGCGGGCGGCGACCGGCAGCAGCAGGGUGCCGCCGCCGCCACCUCCGGCCGCCCCGGAGCGCCUGGCUGGGUGCCUCCUGGCUCUGGCCAGCUGCCGCCAAGCAUGGUGCCCACCGGCUGGGAGCUUCCCUUCCCCUCGAAUUUGUUCGCGGGCGGGCAGCCGACUGCGGCCGGGCCGGGGCAGGCCGGCAGCGACGGCGGCGGCGGCUGGGCGGCCACCGCAGCCAGCCUGCCGCAGGUCAUGGCUGCGUUCAGCGCCGCCGCCUGGAACAUCAUUGGGGAGGAGCAGCCGCCGCGUGUGCGGCUGCGCAUCUGGAGGUUCGAUGUGAACAAGCCCACCGGGCUGCUGGCUGUGAUGGGCGCGGAGCAGAACAGCGGCAACCUCCGGCUGCAGAUCUCGGACGCAGUGCUGUGCUCAGAGAUGGGCGUGCACUUCAGCCCCUGCGGCCGCUUCCUGGCGGGCACCACCGCCUGCCGCGGCCCGCUGCCGGCGGCCGUUGGUGCGGGCACGAUUCUCGGGGAGGAGGAGGGCGGCGCGCCCUCGCAGCAGGAGAUUGACGCCGCGCUGGCUGCCGCCCUGGGCGGCAACACGGCUCGCGCAGAGGCGCUGCUGUCGCGGCACGCCCAUCUGGGGCCGGGCAUCCCGGAUGCCGCUGGCCUGAGGCCCGCCGCGAUGCGGUCCUCUGGCGCCGCCAGCGACAUGUUCACAACGCCUCCUCACCGGCCCCACGGCGCCGCGGCGGGGGCUGCAGCCGCGGCGGUGGAGGCGGCCGCCGCGGCGGCUGCGGCGCAGCCGCGCCCCGAGCGCGUCGUGUUUGAGGUCCGCGUGUACAGCCUGGAUGGGCCCAACUUUGGGCAGGUGGUGCGCGCCAAGCGCAUCCGCGCCGCGCACUGCCUGACCAGCGUGCAGUUCUCGCCCUGCUGCGGCCACAUGCUGCUGGCCUACGGCAAGAAGCACAUCAGCCUGCUGCGCUCGCUGGUGGCCGACCGCGGCUCGGUGGUGCCGCUGCACACCAUACUGGAGGUGUUCAGGCUGCGCGACAUGGCGCUGGUGCGGGUGCUGCCGUCUGCCGACGACGAGAUCAACGCCGCGUGCUUCCACCCGCGCGCCGGCGGCGGCAUCGCGUACGGCACCAAGGAGGGCCGCCUGCGCAUCAUCGCACACGACCGCUCGCAGCUUGCUGAGGAUGGGGGCCCCAGCAGCAGCAAGGCGCCGGCAGGCAGUGGCAGCCGCACCGCCGGCGCAGGCAGCGGCGUAGAUGAGGACAACCACCCCACUCAGCGCGAGCUGGACAACCUCCGCGAGUUUGUGCUGACGCAGCAGUGGCUGCGGCAGCAGACGCUGGGCGACGCCUCCGGCGGCGCCGCAGCGGCGGCGGGUGGUGGCGCCGCUGCGGCAGGAGCCGCGCAGCAGCUGCAGGCUAUGCAGCAGCUGUGGGAGCAAGGCGGCCGUGGCGGCUGA
This is a messenger RNA of Chlorella variabilis, 2532 nucleotides long. RefSeq lists its product as hypothetical. NCBI's taxonomy places the organism in Eukaryota, Viridiplantae, Chlorophyta, Trebouxiophyceae, Chlorellales, Chlorellaceae. Gene Ontology annotation, molecular function: protein binding. The transcript has 9 exons. The record is from RefSeq and is a predicted model, not a curated record. Bases 1 to 2532 code for a protein of 843 amino acids. Gene Ontology annotation, cellular component: intracellular membrane-bounded organelle. Gene Ontology annotation, biological process: autophagy.